CGUUAUAGAUAAACAAUCGUUAUGAGAGCGUUGUUGGUAACGCUGGAAAGUACCAAAGUUGGUUAUGAAGAGAAAAUGAAUAUAAACUUUUGAUUACUUUAUUUUUAUACUAAAUAUAAAAAUGUCGCUCAGAGGAAUAGAAAGUAAGACAAGCACCUCCAUUAUCCUUAUACAGGAAGGGGUUGAAGUGAAAAGUAUUCGGGACUCAUGUGAUGCAAUACCAAGUGCUGUACAUGACAAUGUCCAUAUCACCCCUAGUUUUAUUGAGUUUCAAGAAGCUAGCGAGGGAAUUACAUGUCGUCAACGUAUCGUUAUUAAGAACACAGGCGUUAAACCAGCCUUUGUCAGACUCCGACAGCCACAAUCAAUUGUGUUCCAAGUAAAAAUAUUGAAAAAUGGGGUGAUGCUUAAUCCAGGCUUGAGUGUGUCCACAAGCGUGAUAUACUCGUUCAGGCGACCAUCUUUCUUGCGUGCAAUGAUUCCUAUUGAGAUUAAUGGGAAGACCCUCGAUUAUCGAGUAGUGUGCAAGUUAUUGGAAGAAGGCAUCAGUGUUGAACCAAAAGCAAUUGAUUUUGGAAUUAUUGAUAUUGGGUAUUCCUCUGGAAUUAAAUUAUUAACUUUGAAAAACGAAGGUGGUAAAAGCACAAGGUUCUCGAUUGAUCUUGGUAAAAAUGAUUUAGAGGUUGCAGUGAAGCCUUUACGUGGUGUUGUUAGACCUAACAGACCAUUUCAACUUACAGUUGAAUUAAUUGGUAUGAAAGAAGGCAUCUUUUACAGUGAAUUUUGGAUAAAAUCAGUUCCAAAUAUACGUAUACCUCUCAAAGUUAAUGUAAUUACACCAAGGCUGAUAGUUUAUCAUCCCAAUACGACUGGAGAUUUUACCCUAAUUGAUUUUUCUUUGACCAUAGCAAACACAAAAAAAUACGAUUCAUUGGUUUUACGAAAUGUUUCUUCACAAGUGGCCAGCUAUGUGGUACUUGGCGAAAUUGAAAACGAAGUGAAAUGCAUUCGGCGCUUUCGAAAUUCGACCAAUUGAGGGCCGUAUGGGUUCCAUGGAAGGAAUUAUUUUUGAAGUAGGAUUUACGCCGACGAGCAAGCUAUUACGAUGGCGGCAGAAAAUCAAAGAAACAACCGACAGACCAGAAAACGAUUUCAUGGCUUUCCUC
Messenger RNA from Megachile rotundata (alfalfa leafcutting bee), 1166 nucleotides. RefSeq names its product cilia and flagella-associated protein 47. Gene Ontology annotation, cellular component: cilium. Lineage: Eukaryota; Metazoa; Arthropoda; Insecta; Hymenoptera; Megachilidae. The record is from RefSeq and is a predicted model, not a curated record. Gene Ontology annotation, biological process: cilium assembly.